Tribolium castaneum (red flour beetle) is the source of this 1813-nucleotide messenger RNA. It is a transcript of the gene SmydA-1, whose product is annotated as SET and MYND domain containing, arthropod-specific, member 1. The transcript is spliced from 5 exons. Bases 145 to 1716 code for a protein of 523 amino acids. The record is from RefSeq and is a predicted model, not a curated record. Gene Ontology annotation, molecular function: protein binding. Lineage: Eukaryota; Metazoa; Arthropoda; Insecta; Coleoptera; Tenebrionidae.
CUAUUCGGGCUAGUAGUAGUUUAUUUAUAGUAGCGGCAAGUCGGUUGAAUUGCAGUUCUGUGUGUUUCAAUUGCAAAGCGUGGGCUUGUGAGUUGCGUCUAAUUUUUUAUUAUUGUUUGUUUGGAUUGCAUUCAAAAAUCCGCAAUGGAUCCGACCAAUCGAUGCGAAGUGUGCGAAAAGCCGGCCUUGCACAAGUGCGGGAAAUGCCACAAUGCCCAUUACUGCGACAAAAAGCAUCAGAGGGAGCAUUGGAAGCAACACAAAAGUGUUUGCCAACCGUUCAAGAUAUGCGAGGAUGCGGUGUUGGGGCGCCACUUGGUGGCCACUCGCGCCCUUAAACCGGGGGAGGUGGUCAUCCAGGAAGCGCCCCUCAUUUGGGGCCCGUCGUACAACUCGAUCCCCGUGUGUCUGGGGUGCGGGAAAGCGGUCGACGAGACGUGCAGCAGGCCGUGCCAGAAGUGUGGAUGGCCGGUUUGUAGCGACCUUUGCGAAAAAUCGCCCUCGCACAUACCAGAGUGUCGCUACACGAGCCAAAGGGGCGAGAAAAUCACCGUGAAAAUAUUCGGGGUUCCGCACCCCAUUUACAAAUGUAUAACAGUACUUAGGUGCUUGUACCAGAAGCAGUUCUUGCCCAAAAACUGGAAAAAGUUGGAAACUUUACAAAACCACUUGGAGGAACACAAAUCGACAACGAACUACGAAAGCGAUCGAGUGACCAUUGCCGAAUUUAUUCGCCGAUUUUUCAAGUUAUCGGCAACUUUCUCCGAAGAAGACAUCAUGAAAGUGCAUGGUAGUACCUUGGUCAAUGGACACGAAGUACCUCUAACUGAGCCCUUCCACGUGGCCAUAUAUUCAAGUGCUUCGAUGCUGGAACACAGCUGUGGUCCCAACUGCACCAAGAGCUUCACAAAGCAAGGACACAUCGUAAUUUCCGCUGCCAAAAGCAUACAAGAAGGGGACCAUUUGAGUAUUUGUUACAGCGACCCCUUGUGGGGUACUCCAAGUCGGAGGUACUUCCUCCAUGAGACAAAGUUCUUCUGGUGCCACUGCGAACGGUGUGAGGACCCUUCUGAGUUCGGUACUAACUUUAGUGCAAUCAAGUGUUCAACCAAGUCUUGUGGUGGGUACCUCCUGCCAGCCACGUUCACAGAGUUGCAAAAACUUCCAGAUUGGGUUUGUGAUAAAUGUGAUAAGACCAUGUCGUUUUAUUCGGUUCAUGAUAUUCUGGAACGGAUCGGUCGGGAUCUGUUUGAUUUAGACAAGAGUAGCAUUGAAGAUUGUAAGGAUUUUUUAAACACCCAUCAAGAUCUUUUACACGAAAAUCACUACUACUGUACUGAAGUUAAAUACACCCUGUCCCAACUGAUCGGGCAGAGACUGAUUCUUGUAAUUUCCGAUGAGGACUUGUCUUUGAAAUUGCAAUACUGCAACAGUUUAGAAAAGUUGCUGAAAAUUAUUGCACCGGCUGAGAAGAGAGCUUUGGGGUUAAUUUUGUUUGAGAAGUAUGUAGCUUUAACGGAAAUUGCGAGACGAGCAGGGCCACAAAAAAUCACCGACUUGGAGGAGGCGAAAAAAAUUCUUUUGGAAACGAUUGAAUUGCUCAAAAAUGAGCCUGAUGUUCUUCCUGAGGGUAAAAUAUGUAAACAAGCCGUUCAGAAAUUGAAAGAUAUUGAUACAGCUUUACAAACGCUUAAAAGUAAAGAAGACGUAAAGUGAACCAAAUUAUUUGUUUAAAGUUUGUUAUGUUUAGUUGUUUAUAAAAAUUUAUAAAAAUGUAAAACAAAGGCGAAAUAAAGAAUUAAGAAAAUGCCAA